GAAAGUGAUACGCAGAUGCGCAAACACGCUUCGAGCGGAUACGCGCGGCGCGCGCUGGACUCAGAUUACAGUCUGAGCGUCUCGAGCGCGUGCACUCAUCCUAGAGACUCCAGAUGUGGACAUCGUCUCUAUCAGCUCAGUCAGACCUUCCGAGUGGACAGAAGAUCUAUCAUGUUACCUUUCUCUCUCGCUCUGUUUUUAUUGCCGCUCUGCGGUGCGGUCUACUAUGGACCUUUGCUCCCUGAAAUGUCCAACGGGACUUUUCACCACUUCUUCGUCCCGGACGGAGAUUACGAGGAGACCGUAGACCCGGAGAAAUGCCAGAUGCUCUUUAAAUGGAUCGACCGCAGACCGUGUCCACUGGAGGAAGACCAGGACUCGAUCAUACGAGAGGAUUUCAUCAUCAUGAAGCAGCAGAUAGAAGACGCGGCGCGCGUCCUGGAGAGCCUCGGGAAGAGCAUCUCCUACGACCUGGACGGAGAGGACAGCUAUGGGAAAUACCUGAAGAGGGAGAUCGUGCAGAUCAACGAGGCUUUCACAAACGUGGAGAAAUCUCUCGUGGAGCUGGAGACCAAAUUCAAGCAAAACCAGGAUACCGAGCAAAGAGAGGAGAAUGAGUUCACCAGUAACUUCAUCAAGCCCAUGUAUAAUGUGAGGGACACUCUACAGGAAACCCUGGACAUCUCUUCUGGACUCAAGGAUAAACAUGAACUCAUCUCUCUGAUCAUCCGGAGUCACGGAUCCAGGUUAAGCCGGCUUAAAAAUGACUACCUGAGUGUUUAGAGUCACAGACCUUCUGGACACACUACAGUCCGAGUUGGACUGUUUCCCCAAAGUCCCUUUCCCCCGGUGGGACCCCAGUCCAAACACAAGCCUUCAGCUGCCCUGCACACCAGCUCCAAACCACAACCACUACAGCUUCAUCAUCCAGCUUCUGCAGAA
This is a messenger RNA of Carassius auratus (goldfish), 942 nucleotides long. Its product is annotated as fin bud initiation factor-like. Lineage: Eukaryota; Metazoa; Chordata; Actinopteri; Cypriniformes; Cyprinidae. The record is from RefSeq and is a predicted model, not a curated record. The transcript has 2 exons. Bases 16 to 783 code for a protein of 255 amino acids.